GAUAUUACGUGCUAAGUUGCGUUUUUAAUGUUUUUAAAGCGCUUUUGGCACUUUCUCGCAUAAAGUAGUUCAAACUUGGUUUGUUUUGUAUGAAACUUGGCACACAACACUAUUUGGUAUAUAUUUUUGUGUUGAAAUGAUUAGAAUCCAAAACAAUAAUCAUAUGCUUGAUAUUACAUGCUAAAUUGCGUUUUUGAGGUUUUUUAAGCGUUUUUGGUACUUUCUCGCAUAAAGUGGUUCAAACUUGGUUUGCUUGGCACGAAACUUAGCACACAACACUAUUUAGUAUAUAUUAUUGUGUUGAAAUGGUAAAAAUUGAAAUUAUGUUCCUAUGUUGUUCUAGUAUAUUUCUAUUCAUAUUCAUUCAGGUACUCAUCAACAAUGCACUUUUUCAAAGAUAAAAUUGUCCCCGAGAUUGAAACUUCAGAUAAUGAGCAUCAUAGUGAGUUGGAUAAGGAAUAUGAUCUGGAGAUGGAGAAGGACAUAAUUGAUGAUGAUCAUGAUUCCGAAGAGAGGGGUGACAAAGAGGAUGACGACCCAGUUGUUAGACAUGAGAAUAUGGUUUAAAACGCCCCACCAUAUCCCUCGGAGAUAGAAAUAGUACCAACGGAUGCUCUCACAACCACUACUAGCAUUGGUUCUAAGAAGAGAAAAGGACGAGGUCCUAUGAAAAGCCUCAAAGUCACAGAACCCAUGCACUUGGAAUACAAUGCAUUGGGUCAACCCUAUGGCAAAUGGCGUAGGCAAUAUGGAAAACAAAUCGGCAUAUGUAUCCGUAAGAAUUCCAUAUUGUACGCAUGGAACGAGGUUCCAAAGGGUUUGAAGAACUCUCUAUGGGAUGAUAAUGUGAAUCUUUUUCACAUUGAGAACGAUGAAGAGAAGAAGAAUAUAUUUCUUUCAGCUAUUGCUGAAAGAUUCAGAGAUUUCAAAUCCAAGCUUGUAACUAGCUGGAUCACCAAGAAACGUGCCCGUAAGACCGAGAAGGUCAAAACGGAAAAUGAACGUGGAGACCAAACACCUUCAAAGAUGCCCUAUGAAAUAUGGGGUCAUAUAUCGAAGAAUGAAUGGGAAGCGUUUGUUGCCAAAAAAAACAACUUCCAUCAAAGUUGAAAAGCGGUGGCAAAGCUUCUGAAUCAGCAAGCAAAAUGAAGUUUUACCAUCGCUUGAGCCCAAAAACGUACGAUGAGGCCCGAAAAGUGUGGGUGGAUGCGAGUUUAUACCCUAAUCAGAGUCUGACGACCUCAUCUACGGCUACCUCUGCAUCCGUGAAUACUUCUACUGGAGAUUGGUUGCGAGAUUGGAACUAGGGACUUCAUUUCCGAGAUUCAAGUGGUAAAUUUACCAUUACUGAUUCGGGAACGAAGAAGGUUGCUGAUGCUAUGAUGGGCUAGAAGGAAAAAGAAGCAACGGGGGGUUCACCCCUAGAGGCAAUAUUGAUGCAUUGCAUAUGGUCUUAGGGAAAGACCAUAGAGGGCUGGUAGUCGGAAUAGGAGGUAUCCGCGUGGUGUUAAAGAAGGCCUUCGGCAAAGAGUGUGUCGCUACUCAAUCUAGAACAAUGCUACCUGAAGAAGUAGCGACCCUCAGAAGGGAAAUUACGAUUGGCGUUCUCGACAAAGUUGCAUUCGUUUUGCAGAAGAUGGGAGCACCCAUUGUAGACUUGGCAAAUAUGAUUUUCGAGGAUCAGCAAAGUCAACAUGGGGAUCCUAAGGCUUCGAUCGAGCGAACACCCGAGGCCAUUACUCCCGUUGCUCAAAAUCCAACACCCCAGUCCAUUACUACCCCUGAAGCUCAAAAUCCUACACUGAAGACCGUGAACUCCGCUACUCAAAUUCCUGAGCCAACACCCGAGCCUGUGGUAAAGGAGACGACUCCUUGUUCUCUAUUGUUGCCUCAGUUAGGUGUGGCCAAUGGUGGUGACUUAACUGAGGUUGCAUAUGGUGUUGCACAGCCAACCAAAGAGAGCCAAUGGUGGUGACUUAACAGUGCAUUCCAUGCCUAUUACAGGUAAGUGUGACAGUAGAAACUAUUGUAAAGGGGUUUGAAGAUUUCUCACUCCCAGUUCCAAUGCCAGAGUGGAGCCUUGAGAAACUAUCAGACGCCCAAGGUAGUUUCGUCACGUGACCAUAUGCUUGGGUUCAAUUCACUACUAAGAAAAAGAGUCUAAAGGGCUCUAAGAGAGAGAUCAGUUCCUCAUCAAACGUUGGUUCAAAGUCGAUGACAACCAAUCCAAUUUUGACUGAUGCAGAGCUAAAAGAUCUCUCUUCAGAUUGCAAAUGGCAGCACACAUGUGCAUCUCGCAUGUGUGAGGAGCGCCCAAUCAUGCUACCCCUGCAGAAGGACCAAUUCAGCUUUGCUGAAAACUCUUUUAUAAUUAUCGGUCCUAGUGAUAUUGGGCAAUUUUUGAGAGGAAAAAUGUUGAAUGUAGCUCUUAUACAUGUCUACAUGACGUGAUGUUCAUUAUCUUACAAUUUAGGCUUUAUUGUUUAAUGGUUUUAAUAACCGAAUUACUGACAAAAUUUUCUUGUUCGUGAGUUUAUUGUGGCUUACAAGGAGCCAAAUUGUUGCGAACCUCCAAUAAAAAUUAGACG
Molecule: messenger RNA, 2588 nt
Organism: Amaranthus tricolor (Joseph's coat)
Lineage: Eukaryota; Viridiplantae; Streptophyta; Magnoliopsida; Caryophyllales; Amaranthaceae
Exons: 6
Coding region: 1448-1975 (175 amino acids)
Source: RefSeq, a predicted model, not a curated record